CUCUAACUCGUUAUAUAAAUAGGUCUUCAUGUCUGAAAUUCCCACAGGCCCCAAAAUGAAUUUAAAAUCCUAAUAAUUGUAUCAAGGAUGGGGACCCAGUUGCGUUAAAAAAAAUCCCCGGUUACUAUUCAGCAACGCCCAACUGUAGCCCCGCCUCCUCCAUUCGCAACACUGCUUUGGAGCUCGGGAGUCUCCUUGUCAUCCAUUUCUUUCGAGAGAUACCAUUGGUUAAUCUGAACGUCCAUCAUGUGUUAAAUCCCCUUCUUCUAGAUUUGAUUGGUGUAUGUGAUCAGUGGGCGUGUCCUCGUCCUCAAAGGGUUGUUCCCCGGAGUGGCCAGACUUGCUGGGGGGACACAGGAUUGAGAGCUAAUAGGAGUAUCUAACGGGACAUGCGGACGGGUCGAUUUCUUCUAAUAUUUCAAGUGCUGUGACUGACGGUGUGAAGCGCCGCCAUGCCGCUGGUGAAGAGGAUCAUCGAGCCACGUCACCUCUGCCGAGGGGAGCUCCCCGUGGGCAUCGGCAACGAGCUGGAGUGCGUGAUGAACAACACGCUCUCUGCCAUCAUCCGUCAGCUCAGCAGCCUGAGUAAACAUGCGGAGGAUAUAUUCGGCGAGCUGUUUAAGGAGGCCAACACCUACUAUCUGCGCGCCAACUCUCUCCAGGACCGCAUUGACCGGCUGGCUGUCAAGGUCACACAGCUGGACUCCACUGUAGAAGAAGUUUCCCUGCAAGACAUCAACAUGAGGAAAGCCUUCAAGAGCUCCACCACUCAGGACCAGCAGGUGGUGUCCAAGAGCAGCGUGCCCAAUCCUGUCAAGGACAUAUACAACCUGAGUGAUAAGCCUCCGCCCCUCAACAUCCUCUCAUCUUACAGGGAUGACCACAAGGAAGCGCUUAAGUUCUACACCGACCCCUCCUACUUCUUCAACUUGUGGAAGGAAACGAUGGUGCAGGACACAGAGGAUAAAAGGAAAGAGAAGAGGAAGCAGAAGGAGCAGAAGCGUUGUGUGGAUGGAACGUUACAGAGGGAGGUGAAGAAGGUCCGAAAGGCGAGGAACCGUCGGCAGGAGUGGAACAUGAUGGCUCUGGACAAAGAGCUGAGGCCGGACAAUCGACACACCAUACACCGCGACCGAGGGGCUUCCUCCGAGGGCUCGAUGUCACCAGAGAACAGGGGUCACGGUCCUGAUCAGCACCACUACAACAUGAUGAACCAGGCCGGCCACGCCCACACCUACUCUGGCCCACCGCCCAGCGCGCUGGCUGCCCAGAUGGCUGCAGCGGGCCACGCCCCACGCGGAGGAGGUGAACAUGACAUGAGAGGCAGGACCAUGAUGGCCUAUCAGGGUGGGACACUGGGGCGCUCUCACCACCACCAAGUCCAGCUGCCUCCUCCACCCUCUGAGGCGAUGAACGGUGGCUCCAUGUCCCUUCCACCAAUGGACUACAGUAUGGAUGGCUAUGCCAACACUGGUCCUCCUCCUCCCCCCCCUGCCCCCCUCAUUCCUUCUGCCCAAACUGCAUUUGCCUCACCUCCCGGAGGUCCAAUGUCUCUCGGGCAAAUGGCCGGCGCCGGUGGCUUCGCUCUGCCUCCGCCACCUAUAUGUGGAGCCCUAGCAGCGCCCCCUCCCCCUGGUCCUCCACCCCCUCCCCUCCCAGCCGGUGCAUUCCACUCUUCAAGCCGCAAGAUGUCUUCCUCUGCACCUGCUGAGACCUCAGAUGGCAACGAGGCCCGCAGUGAUCUGCUGGCUGCUAUACGUAUGGGCAUCCAGUUAAAGAAGGUGCAGGAGCAGCAGGAGCAGCAGGCGAAGAGGGAGCCCGUCGGAAACGACGUGGCCACCAUCCUCUCACGGCGCAUCGCUGUGGAGUACUCCGACUCCGAGGACGACUCCGAGUUGGAGGAGAACGAUUGGUCGGAUUAACAUGCACGCAAAAAAACAACUGAAAAUACACACACCACAACACACACACACACACACACACACACACACAUUCAGUCGAUCUCACACUCACUUGAAAGAAUGCUUACUGUACCACACUCACGGGUUGUCCCACACUUUGUGGCUGAAACACACACACACACACACACACAUAUACACACACACAAUCACAUGCUGUAGGUUCAUAUAAGCUGAAUGGUCCAAAACUGGAAAUGUGAGGGUGCAUUCAAGAUGCAUAAACACUGUAUAGACACUCGUAACAUACUGUAAUACUUACCACUCAUUGAAACAUUAACAUGUAGCUCGACAUAUAUAUAUCUAUAUCUAUAGAUAUAUAUCUUAAAGCCUUGUGAUUACACCCCAGUGGAUGUUUCUCUACCUGUUAUAACACUAGACACCCUGUGAAGGUGCUAACUUCAUGUAUAGUCAAAGCCUGAGAGUGUUAGAAGAAUUAGAAACUUCCCUCUUGAGCUAACCAAUGUAUUUGUCUUUUUUUGUUAAUGUUUUUACUGAAACACUCGCGUAUGCUGUAGACCAAGAGUCGUGUUUUGAAACACGACAAUAACUGGAAGUGAAGGAGUCACGGAGUUAUUGACGACGGGUUCAUGCCUCUGAGGAAGUGAAUGGGGAGAGCAUUUUAAAUACUGUGUUAUGGAUGUAUGAGCAGGUGAUACGUGAUGAGUCUUAAUUAAUGAUUUAAAUGAUAAUUGAUUGUGCCAUAUGCAAUCGAUCACUGCUGUGCGGGAGGGCGGGGGUGUUGUCAUGCAUAUGCUAGUGUGAGCUCUGUAACCUUUGACCCAGAGAAAAAUAAAAUGAUGAAUCAAUGAUCGCG
This is a messenger RNA of Pseudoliparis swirei, 2772 nucleotides long. It is a transcript of the gene wasf3b, whose product is annotated as WASP family member 3b. Gene Ontology annotation, molecular function: Arp2/3 complex binding; protein kinase A regulatory subunit binding; actin binding. The transcript has 9 exons. The record is from RefSeq and is a predicted model, not a curated record. NCBI's taxonomy places the organism in Eukaryota, Metazoa, Chordata, Actinopteri, Perciformes, Liparidae. The coding region runs from base 453 to 1922 and encodes 489 amino acids. Gene Ontology annotation, cellular component: cytoskeleton. Gene Ontology annotation, biological process: actin cytoskeleton organization; positive regulation of Arp2/3 complex-mediated actin nucleation.